AUGUCAACAAACUUCACUUACGAAUCUGUAUUAUUAGACAUUGAAGGAACUACGACACCAAUUUCCUUUGUUCAUGAAAAAUUGUUUCCAUAUGUAAAAAAUAAUGUUGAAAAAUUCUUGAAUGAACUUUGGGAAGAUAAAGAGUUGCAAGACAAUAUUCAACUAUUACGAGAUCAAGCAAUUAAAGAUGUGAAUGAGAAAAUAUUUCCUGAAGCUAAUUUAAUUCCAAUGGAUACUAGCAAUAAUAAAGAUGAAGUCAAAAAUUCCAUCAUCCAAAAUAUUUCCUGGCAAAUGAAAUUAGAUCGUAAGAUUGGAGCCUUGAAAUCCUUUCAAGGAUACAUGUGGAAAUAUGGAUUUGAUUCUGGUGAAUUGAAAGGAAUGAUAUAUCAAGAUGUACUAGAUGUAUUUAAGAAAUGGGUAGAUUUAGGCAUAAAAAUUUAUAUCUAUUCAUCUGGUAGUGUUGCAGCACAAAAAUUGAUAUUUCAAAAUUCAGAUAAAGGAGAUUUAUUAGAGUAUAUUUCAGGUUAUUUUGAUACUACAAUUGGUUUAAAACUUGAAAAACAGAGUUAUGAAAAUAUUGCUAAACAACUAAAACUUGAACCAAAUAAGAUUUUGUUUCUUAAAAUAACUGCAGCAAAGUUAGCAGGAUUCCAAGCUGCAAUCAUUGAUAGACCUAAUAAUCCACCUUUAUCUGAAAAUGACAAGAAUAUACAUUUACUUUUUACUGAUUUUCACCAAGUUCUUUCACAUUCCUCAUUUAUUAAAGAUUAA
This is a messenger RNA of Diversispora eburnea, 771 nucleotides long. Lineage: Eukaryota; Fungi; Glomeromycota; Glomeromycetes; Diversisporales; Diversisporaceae. The record is from the annotation of a GenBank genome assembly.